AUGCUACCAUGUCAGGAAAAGUGGUUCACGAUUGCUCAAUUCUACAACGCAGCCAAACUUAGGCAAAAAAAUAAAAUUCAAAGAUUGUUAAAAAGAGGGGUCGAGUCGGAUCUUUCAAACCCUAGAAAGGUGACACCUCUCUGGAUCGCUGCCACGAAUGGUCAUAUCGAGGUAGUCCGAUUACUUCUUGAGACUAAAUCCGUCAAUGUCAAUGCCACUAGUGUUUCCGGACGAUCACCUAUCUUCUAUCCAGCCGCAAAUAGGCAUGAAGAGAUUGUGUUGGGUUUCUUGAGACCAGAAAGAGCAUCAGAUUGA
This is a messenger RNA of Sclerotinia sclerotiorum 1980 UF-70, 315 nucleotides long. RefSeq lists its product with no specific name. The transcript has a single exon. Lineage: Eukaryota; Fungi; Ascomycota; Leotiomycetes; Helotiales; Sclerotiniaceae. Gene Ontology annotation, molecular function: RNA binding; protein binding; RNA nuclease activity. Gene Ontology annotation, biological process: RNA processing. The coding region runs from base 1 to 315 and encodes 104 amino acids. The record is from RefSeq and is a predicted model, not a curated record.